UUGCUUACAAUCAUGAAACGACAAUCGACCUUUGGUAUAUUCUGAAGAGGAAUGGGAUUGAAAAAUAGAGGAGCAGCAUGCCUCAAAUUUCUUUUAAUCCUUAUCUCCCCCGUCCUUAAUGAUAGAUAAAACACGUUCACCUCAUUUCCUACUCUUUCUGCAACACUUGGAAUUCUUCGUCUUCGUCUUCGUCUCCCUCUUCGUCUUCCUCUGCGAAAAAUGGGCGUUUCACUACCUGCGAUCUUCAUUCUUCUGGUUACGAUCCUUACGUUUGGGUGGAGGAUUCUGAAUUGGUUGUGGGUGACGCCCAAAUACCUGGAGAGGCGGCUGAGAGAGCAAGGGCUUGCCGGCAAUUCCUAUCGCCUUCUCUCCGGAGACUUGAAGGACAGCUCCCUCAUGUCCAACCAAGCAAUUUCUAAACCCAUCACUUUCUCUGAUGAUAUUUCGCCUCGUGUCGUCCCCUUCUUCCAUCACACUGUCAAAACUUACGGUAAGAAGUGUUUUAUGUGGGUCGGGCCAAAACCAAGUGUGUUUAUUAUGGACCCGGAACAAAUAAAAGAUAUUUUAACAAAGACAAGUCUCUUUCGGAAGCCGCGUAUAAAUCCACUUGCUAGGUUGCUAGUAUUGGGAGUCGUGGCCUACGAGGGUGAGAAAUGGGCUAAACAUAGAAAGAUUAUCAACCCUGCAUUCCGUAUCGAAAAGUUGAAGGAUAUGUUACAUGCAUUUUAUCAGAGUAGCAAUGAUAUGAUUAGCCAGUGGGAGAGGUUGAUUGGUGAAGAGGGGUCCUGUGAGUUAGAUGUGUGGCCUUAUAUUGAAAACCUGUCAGGUGAUGUGAUUUCUCGAUCAGCAUUUGGAAGUAGCUACACAGAAGGAAAAAGAAUAUUCCAACUCCAAAAAGAACAAGCUGAACUCUUUGUGAAAGCUGGACAAUCUGUUUACAUUCCAGGAUGGAGGUUUCUACCAACUAAUCUGAACAAGAGGAUGAAGGAAAUUUCCAGAGAAGUAGGAACUUUGCUGAAGGAAAUCAUUGACAAACGAGAGAGGGAAAGGAAGGCAGGCAAUGCUGCCAAUGAUGAUUUAUUGGGUGUACUUAUGGAAUCCAAUUCUAGAGAACUUCAAGAAUCUGGAAAUGAAAAGAAUGCUGCAAUGAGUAUUGCAGAUGUAAUUGAGGAAUGUAAGCUAUUUUACUUUGCGGGGCAAGAGACCACCUCAGUUUUGCUUGUUUGGACAAUGAUUAUGCUGAGCAAGUAUCCAAAUUGGCAAGUGCGUGCAAGAGAAGAGGUUUUGCAAGUCUUUGGCAAGAACAAACCAGACUUUGACGGGUUGAAUCACCUUAAAGUUGUAACCAUGAUACUGCUUGAGGUUCUGAGGUUCUACCCGCCAGUAACUUGGAUGAAUCGAUCAGUUGACAAGGAAACAAAGCUAGGAAAUUUGACAAUACCAGCAGGAGUGCUGAUUGCUUUACCCACAAUCCUUGUCCAACGUGAUUGUGAACUUUGGGGAGACAAUGCAAAGGAGUUCGACCCAGAGAGGUUUUCAGAAGGUGUUUCCAAGGCAACAAGGGGCCAACUAUCAUUUUUCCCAUUCGGAGGGGGUCCUCGGAUAUGCAUUGGACAAAACUUUGCUAUGAUGGAAGCGAAAAUGGCUCUGACAUUGAUAUUGCAGCACUUCUCAUUUGAACUUUCUUCAUCCUAUACUCAUGCUCCUUUCACAAUUAUAACUCUUCAACCUCAAUUUGGUGCUCACAUUAUACUGCACAAACUCUAGCAACUCUUAAUUUGUAAACCAAGAUUUAUUACUCCUCGAUGCUUGCGUACUAUUAUAGUGCGGGUGCUUUUUCAUUGUAUUAUUAAUGUAUUAGCCUUUGGCGUUCUAUUAUAUAUUUGAUAUCCACACAAGCACAUCUGUACAAAAUAGUAAAUAAUUUACAAAUUAGAUAAGAAAAGGUUGAGUUAUUCGUUCAAAA
Molecule: messenger RNA, 1966 nt
Organism: Alnus glutinosa
Lineage: Eukaryota; Viridiplantae; Streptophyta; Magnoliopsida; Fagales; Betulaceae
Product: cytochrome P450 CYP72A219-like
Exons: 5
Coding region: 220-1767 (515 amino acids)
Molecular function (GO): oxidoreductase activity, acting on paired donors, with incorporation or reduction of molecular oxygen; iron ion binding; heme binding
Source: RefSeq, a predicted model, not a curated record